UGGGUAGUAUUGAAAAAUGGCGGCUCCCAUUCUGAAGUGGAAGCGGGUUACCAAUACUACAGGACCAUGUCCGCGGCCAAGACAUGGUCACAGAGCAGUUGCUAUCAAAGAUUUGAUGGUCGUUUUUGGUGGUGGGAACGAAGGAAUCGUUGAUGAACUUCAUGUUUACAACACAGCCACCAACCAGUGGUUUGUGCCAGCAGUUCGUGGGGACAUUCCCCCAGGGUGUGCAGCCUAUGGCUUCAUCUGCGAUGGAACUCGCAUCUUGGUGUUCGGUGGGAUGGUGGAGUAUGGCAAAUAUUCCAACGAGUUGUAUGAACUACAGGCAAGCCGAUGGGAAUGGAAGAGACUAAAACCUAAAUCCUGUAAAAAUGGACCACCCCCUUGCCCUAGACUGGGUCACAGUUUUACUUUGCUUGGAAACAAAGCAUACUUGUUUGGAGGCCUGGCUAAUGACAGCGAAGAUCCAAAAAAUAACAUACCAAGAUAUCUAAAUGACCUAUAUGUACUGGAGCUGAAGCCUCAUUCAAACACACUGGCCUGGGAGUUCCCUCCGACCAUCGGACAACCCCCUCCCCCUCGGGAGUCGCACACAUGUGUGGGCUAUGCAGAAAAGGAUGGAAGAAGGCCCCGCCUCAUAAUCUACGGAGGAAUGAGUGGCUGUCGUCUUGGCGACCUGUGGCAACUAGAUAUAGACACAUACACAUGGAUCAAGCCAGUUGUCCAGGGUAUUCCCCCAUUACCCAGAAGUCUCCACUCGGCUAAUGUCAUCGGCCACCGGAUGUAUGUGUUUGGAGGCUGGGUGCCCCUGGUCAUGGAUGAUGUUAAAGUUGCCACUCACGAGAAAGAGUGGAAAUGCACAAACUCACUGGCUUCACUGAACAUAGAAACAAUGACGUGGGAGCCCCUGGCCAUGGAAGUGUUUGAGGACUCCCUCCCCCGAGCUCGGGCCGGUCACUGUUGCGUGUCCAUUCACACUCGGUUGUACAUCUGGAGUGGGAGGGAUGGAUACAGGAAGGCGUGGAACAACCAGGUGUGCUUCAAGGAUUUGUGGUUUCUGGAAACUGAGAAGCCCCCUGCACCCUCCCGUGUACAGUUGGUACGGGCCAGCACUAACACUCUAGAGGUCUGCUGGGGGGCAGUGCCCACAGCGGACGCAUACCUCCUACAGCUUCAGAAGUACGACCUGCCCCCCUCCCAGGCCCUCACUCCCACGGCGGUCCCCCAGGGGAACCCCUUGAUGAAGGCGGUGUCCACUCCCAGCACCCCACAGCCGACGGUGGUCAGAACGCCCACUGCAGGAGUUACCCAGAUUCGAACUAAUUCUGGGGCCCUAGGCUCCGCUACCAUGACUUCGCCACAAACAAUUCGAGUGACUGCAGUGACAGCCAGACAGAAGACCCCCAUCACGGUCAACCCCGGGACGAUCCGAGUCGCCUCCCCACAGGUUGUCACCCUGCCCCAGCAGCGACCCAUGAGUGGAAAUCAAAUGUCAGGAAUCCAGGCCCUGGCCGCCGCAGCUGCUGCCACACAGAAAAUCACAGGCACCACCACCACCCCAUCCACCUCCGCCAUCAAGGUGGUGACCCCUACCAUAGUGACCCCUACAGGGGUCAAGGUCACACCCAUCGGUAACCAAGUAGUCAAAAGGCAGGCGAUCCGCCUGAAUUGGGACCGAAUAACGGACCCAUUGACCAAAAGUACCACUGCUAACCCCUCGACUACCACAGUGCGAGUGGCGACCCCUGGGGCCACCAUUCUAAAGCCCACCCCUGGGGCCAUUCAGCAGACCAUCGGCGGCAAGCAGAUCAUCACAGUCCACAAGGCCAGUACUGGGGGCUCCUCCUCCACCGGUCAGCCACAGAUUGUGACGCUGGUCAAAACCAACCAGGGCAUGCAGGUGGCCACUACAAAAGGUCCUCUGCCACAAGGAGCAACCAUUGUGAAGCUUGUCACCACUCAGUCCGGUGGUACCGGCAAGCCCACCGCCAUCAUCACCACGAGUCAGCCGGGACAGACCCCCUCCACCAUCCUAGGAAUCAGCAGUGUACAACCACAGUCUUCUACAACAAAAACCAUCAUCAAAACUAUUCCAUCGUCCAUGUUAUCAAUGGCCAAGGCUGGAACCAGCACUGCUACCACCCCAGGGGGCGCCAAAACCAUCGUCAUAGCAGCACCCAAAGGCAGCACCGGCGGACUGACGGGCACCCCCCACAAAAUCAUCACCUCAGUCCCCAAAAUAGCAGGGCAAGGGAACACCCAGUUCAUUGUGGUCAGUCCCCAGAGCAGCGUGGGAGGGGCACACACCAUCACAUCAGGUGGGAAGCCCAUACAGGUGACUACUCUACAGACAACCUCCGGGGUGUCACUAGCGGGCCACCAGAUUGUCACCGCCUCACAUGUCGGCAAACCAGUAGUGCAGCAAGGAGGAACGAUUGUGAAGACGAUUCAGGCCACACCCACUAGUCUGGCUGGAUCAGCAACCUCCCUCCUGAUUAACACCACAGCGGGGUCAUCAGUGACCCAGUCCGCCCCCACGAUCUCCCUCAUCACCCAGCCCUCCAUCUCACAGACACCUGUCACUCUAACCACUCAAACGGUCUCAGCCACACCCAUCCAGGCCACGGCUAGUGGAAAACCAGUCCAGAUCACAAUCACUCCAGCCGCGGCUGCUACUGUGCAAUCCCAGCCUGUCGUGCAAGUCACUCCUGCGGUGACACAACCGUGCACGGACGGGCAUAAUUGCCCUGGGGAUGAGACUCCACAACCAGCAGUUUGCACAGACGGGCACAACUGCCCAGGGGAUGAGGUCCCUCUGGCCAGUAAUGUUUGUACAGAUGGGCACAAUUGCCCGGGAGAUGAAAAUCCUCAGCCUGCUGUCUGCACAGAUGGGCAUAACUGCCCAGGGGAUGAAAAUCCAGCACAAUCAAAUGUUUGCACCGAUGGGCACAAUUGCCCAGGAGAUGAAAACCCACAGCCAUCAAAUGUGUGUACAGAUGGGCAUAACUGCCCGGGGGAUGAAGUUGAUGGAGUUCCUCCCACAGCUAAAGGGCAGUGCACAGAUGGACACAACUGUCCAGGAGAUGAGAAUGCUCAGUCCCAAAAUGUCUGCACUGACGGGCACAACUGCCCAGGUGAUGAAAAUCCACAGCCUUCUGGUGUCUGCACAGAUGGGCAUAACUGUCCUGGCGAUGAAAACCCAAAGCCUUCAGUUUGCACUGAUGGGCAUAAUUGCCCGGGAGAUGAAAAUCCACAACAAUCCAAUGUCUGCACAGAUGGACACAAUUGCCCUGGAGAUGAAAACCCUCAGCCAUCAAAUGUUUGUACUGAUGGUCACAAUUGUCCUGGAGAUGAGAACCAGACCUCUUCUGAAGCUAAUGCUGCUGCUUCUUCUACAACCACAGUAGCACCCUCUGUUCCACUGGACACAAAUGCUGCAGUGUCCGUAUCGGAACAAGUUCCUGCAAUCCUUAUGCAGGAAGCCGAGCCAAAACAGGAACCAGAGGAGAUGGAGGCGGCCCCGACGGAAGCAGCUCCAGCUCCACAGGAAGCACCGGUGGCGACACCACAGGAGGCAGGAGUUACGCCAGAGUUGUCUGCUCCUGACUCCUCCUCUACAGCAGCACCUGGGGAAGUGGCACCCAUUGUACCUAAGCAAGAGGAACCCAUGGACAUUGGCCCCACCCCAGUGGCUACCCUCCAGGGAGGGGUGUUAAGUGUGGGACCCCCAGUGGUAGCCACCCCUCCCCAGUCUGUUGACACAUCUGUAGCAGACUCUGAUCCCCUAGCCACCCUGGCUUCAGCAGCUAUUUCCUCGGGUUCUGCUCAAGCCACCAUUAAACAGGAGCCCGGUCUUGUGGCAGCCAACGGAAUCAAACAGGAGGUCCAGGACAAGGCAGACACUGUGCCAAAGACUCCGACCACACCCAUCAAAAAGGAGGGCAAUCAGUGGUAUGAUGUGGGGAUCAUUAAGGGCACCUCCUGUGUGGUGUCACACUUCUAUCUCUCCACAGAUGCUCUCCAGGCCGGCGGCAAUGGAAAUGACAUUGAUGUGGUCAACGUUGGGGAUGUGAAUGUUUUAAAGAAACAGGAGUUGCUCCCGGGCACAGCCUACAAGUUCCGAGUAGCUGGCAUCAAUGCCUGUGGGCGAGGUGCCUUCAGCGAGAUCUCGGCCUUCAAAACCUGUCUCCCCGGUUACCCCGGCGCCCCCUCCGCCAUCAAGAUCAGCAAGGUAGGAGGAAAGAGUACGGAAGGUGCCCAUCUUUCUUGGGAACCUCCUCAGAACACGGCGGGAAAGAUCACCGAAUACUCCGUUUAUUUGGCGGUCCGUAAUGCGGCUGCCCACGUGGACCAGAAGCCUGGGGCUCCAGCCCAGCUGGCAUUUGUGAGGGUAUACUGUGGCCCCGCCCCCACGUGUACGGUGACAGCUGCCAGUCUGGCCUCUGCCCACAUUGACUACACCACCAAACCAGCCAUUAUCUUUAGGAUUGCUGCCCGCAAUGAGAAGGGAUACGGUCCCGCCACACAAGUCAGGUGGCUUCAAGAUGCCCAGAGUCCAGCUGCUCAGAAGGUGGCAGUGAAGAGAACUGUAGGAGGAGAUGGACCUCAAGUAGUUGGAGCUGUCCAGGCAAAGAAACUAAAAACCGAUGAUGAAAAUGAAAAACCAUAAACAACAGAAAAGGAACGCAACUUGUUGGUGAUAGUGCAGUUAUGUACAGGACUAGAAAAACUGAAUGUUCUUGAUCAUCAUCUCUGAACCUAAUGAGGAUAUUCUCAUUUUUUACAGCAAUGUUAUCAUCAUGUUAAAGUUCUUGAGUGAAAUUUUAUUUCUGUUGUUACCAAUCUUGAUUAGCAGCUGAAUUCAUUGUACAUAGGGCAUUUCUGUCAUCAAUUUUCAUCAUCAUUAUCAUCAUUUUCAUCAUUGUGUAUUAGCUGAUAUAAUCGCACUCAAUAUUGACGAAUAUCAUUCCUGUUGUAAAAUGUGACCGCUUAUAUCAUGAAGGCUUUUUUCUUUUUUUAAGCCUAGGAUAUUAUCUAAAAACUCAAUUCAUGUUUCAAUUUGUUUUUUGAAAUUGAUUUCUGUCUAUGGUCUUUUUUUCACUUUGAACUAAAACUGUGGCUUUUAAACUAGGUAAAAAAUAGGUUUACAUAUGUUGAAAUUUUUACAAGUACAUGUAAAUGUACACUGUAUAAAUUAUUAAGAAUUGCAGAGGAGUUAAUGUUUUGGUGAGGAUCUAAUGCUUGUAUUCCUACCAGAGAGACGGUUGUUGUUAAAGUGCAAUUCUUUGUUUAUUUUUUUUUUGUUAUGAGAAAAAAAAGUGUUGAUGGCUUUUAAUUCUAGUAAUCAAUUGAAUUGUUUUAGAAGUACAUGUGUUAAGUGUAGAGGAAGGAGAGAAUCUGUGGAUUACAGUUGGUUGACUUACUCAUGAGUUAUGUUUACAUACAUUUACAACAUUAUUGUUUUAAAAUUUAAAAUAGAUUUUCCUAAUCUCUGCAACUUAAAAACAAUUUUUUCUAUAUAAACAAAGAAAAAAGUUCUUCAGAACUAAUAGAACUCUGUGAAAUACUCUCCCAUGUUUUUUAUGAGAACUGUAAUACUGUUCACUGAUUGGUGGACUGUAUCGGAAUCACGACCAUAUUUUUCUCCCAGUGCAGUCAGUGUGCUACCAAGUCAGAAUGUCAUAGAUCUGUCAAACUAUUUUGUACAUAAACUGUAUAUUUUACAAUUAAUUAAAGUCAAAAUUAAAAAUAUG
Messenger RNA from Magallana angulata, 5753 nucleotides. Its product is annotated as host cell factor 1-like. The coding region runs from base 17 to 4669 and encodes 1550 amino acids. The transcript is spliced from 23 exons. Gene Ontology annotation, biological process: chromatin remodeling; regulation of DNA-templated transcription. Gene Ontology annotation, cellular component: histone methyltransferase complex. NCBI's taxonomy places the organism in Eukaryota, Metazoa, Mollusca, Bivalvia, Ostreida, Ostreidae. The record is from RefSeq and is a predicted model, not a curated record. Gene Ontology annotation, molecular function: protein binding; transcription coactivator activity.